GUCCAAUACACUUGUUCCCUUUACGUUUGAUUAAAUUCACCUUUAUUAGAAUGAAGUGGCAGUUCAAAUUGGCACUCACUGGGUUCACACACACCAGCUGCUCACACACCUCGUCCUAUCCAAUUGACGCUCCUGACAUGCAGCGUCACUCCAAAAGCCAAACCAGCUGGCUCUCAUUCCAAGCACAGUUGCGUGGCGUGGCGCAAUCCACCACCCCAACAAAACCACAGCCAAAUACCAGUUUAGGCUCCAAAGAUAGCUGCUGUUACGCAUAGGGGCCUUUGUCCCUGCUCACAGUCGACUUCUUGGCUUUGGCGUGGUGCUGAGGCGCCUCGCUCCUCUUACUUUAAAGGACAGCGCUUUCGAAGGACCGUUCUCGUCGGAGCACAACAGAACCUGUUGAGCCAGUGCUGGGUGGAUGAACGCUGAAAGGAAAGGCUCUUAAACAGGACAGCCCUCCUUAAUGAGUCCCCUUUACCAAUGUGUGGUAGAAGAGGAACGAUAACUGGACAGAUAAAAUCCUCUUGACGUCUGCAGGCCUUCGCUUAUUCUCCAGCCCAACCAUGAGGGACCGACUCAGCAACCUGCAGGAGAUGUCCACUGUCCAGGUGGAGCAGAUGGAGUAUGCGGACUCCACCGGCUCCGACACCUUGAGCAACGUGGACCUGGAAGAGGAGCUGUCCCACGAGGCCGUGGUGUUCGGCGACAGCCCUGACCUGGAAGGGGUCUUUUCCCAGUCACAGGACAUCCACAGAGAGAUCCAGCUCAUCCGCCUGGACGUUAAAAAGCUUCGCGAGCAGAACUCUCGCAUGACCAAGGGCGUCACCACCAUGAGCAUCAUCAAGAAGGACUCCAACGCCAUCGGCGCCGACAUAAAGGGCCGUGCCGAGGGCGUGCUGGCCCGCCUGAAGGAGAUGGACGGCACCGCCCACGAGCUGGAGGAAGCACACGGCUCGAACUCUGCCGCCACGCGCAUCGCCAGAACCCAGUACGCUUGCCUCAGCAACGGCUUCCGCGACGCCAUGUUUGACUAUAACGAGGCCGAGAUGAGCCAUCGGGAGAACAUUAAAGCCCAGAUCCAGCGGCAAAUGGAGGUGGUGGGACGCGAGGUGACUGGAGAGGAGUUGGAGGAGAUGAUGGAGAAAGGCCAUUGGAACACCUUCACCGACAACAUUAUGGCUGAAGGCAAGACGGCUCGAUCGGCGCUCUCCCAGAUUGAGAAACGUCACCAAGAGCUGCUGGACCUGGAGACCCGUAUCAGCGGCAUCCACGACGUCUUCCUGGACGUCGCCCUGCUGGUGGAGGAGCAGGGCCCCAUGCUGAACACCAUCCAGACCAACGUUCAGAAAACCGACGAAGGCGUAAAGGAGGCCCUCGUCAAACUCAGCAGGGCGCAACGUCAUGACAAGAACAACCCGUUUAAAAAGAUGUUUUGUAGCUGUUUCCCAUGUGUCGACUGAUGAGGAAUAUGUGCUGACCAGACAGAAACAACAAGGAGGGGGGGGGGGGGGAAAUCUGAAGG
This is a messenger RNA of Pungitius pungitius (ninespine stickleback), 1522 nucleotides long. It is a transcript of the gene stx11b.1, whose product is annotated as syntaxin 11b, tandem duplicate 1. The record is from RefSeq and is a predicted model, not a curated record. The coding region runs from base 564 to 1460 and encodes 298 amino acids. The transcript has 3 exons. Gene Ontology annotation, molecular function: SNARE binding; SNAP receptor activity. Gene Ontology annotation, cellular component: plasma membrane; presynaptic active zone membrane; SNARE complex. NCBI's taxonomy places the organism in Eukaryota, Metazoa, Chordata, Actinopteri, Perciformes, Gasterosteidae. Gene Ontology annotation, biological process: intracellular protein transport; synaptic vesicle fusion to presynaptic active zone membrane; exocytosis.